AGCGCUCAUCCUUUUCGCCCGAGCUGCAAUGACGUGAAAUUUCGAGUCAAGAAUGUCGGCAAAGUGAAGACAUUUCCGCGCCUCCUCUGUCUCACAAGAGGGGGCCAAGACCGUAGCUCACUUCCAGGCCUUUGGCAGUAUUGAGCUGGAUUUGCAUUAAAUCCCGACUUGCAACAACCCUCGUGGAAGAGCAACCUGCACUGGCAUGGCGUAACGGCUAGCUCCUCCCGCACUGCAGCAGGCUGCUGUCGAGGCGAAUGCUGGUUUUUGGGGAAAGGAGCGACUGAGCUCCUGCAUGGACGACGGCUCUUUGCAUGGCCAUCGAACGCCCGAAUCUUGCGAUCGGAUUCGUCAUCAAGCAAGGACACCAGGCCAAAUCCGACUUCCCAACGUCCACUCUCGUCGAGCGCUGAUCACGCUCAGCGGCGUCUCUUCAACUUGCGUCGUGCUGCCGCACAUCUAUUCCUCGGGCUGCACUGGCCAGAUCCAACUUGAGUUGCGGCCAGCUUGCGCCUCGAUUUGCAGCUUUGAUUUUGCCCCGCAUCUAAAAGCAAGCCUCUUACAGCAAUGCACUCUGUAAAGGCAAAACAUUCCCGAGUCUUUCUGAGGAGGCGAAUGUUGCAGAGUCAAGCCUGGGU
Molecule: messenger RNA, 638 nt
Organism: Ceraceosorus bombacis
Lineage: Eukaryota; Fungi; Basidiomycota; Exobasidiomycetes; Ceraceosorales; Ceraceosoraceae
Source: the annotation of a GenBank genome assembly